AAUAAAAUUGCAAAGUUCGUUUGCGUGCGUGGCAUAAAAAAUGGAGUGAAAAAUAGGAAAAAAUGGAGAAAUUCUAACGCAGCUGUUUCUUCAUAUAUAUCUUAGCGGGGAUAUCGGCUCGAUGUUUUUCGUUUAUACAUGUGUGCGAUUGAGUUUAUAGCGCACGAGCGGUCUCUCUGAUGAUGUCAGAUUUAUAUAAGAGUUUAACGUUAUCAAUUCACGGAAACAAUUGUAACGAAUGCGAAGCAAAUAUUUGGAAGAAACGCUCGAAGCAUAUCAAAAUUACGCUAAAUUGCUGAAAAAUUACAACACUAUCUUUUUCUCGGUAAUCAUAACGUCGCAAUAUUUCAGAAAUGUCAUAACUAUUCGCUCGCGUGACAAAUUAUUGCACAGUAGCUGCAACGGGGACACAAUUAGCGCUAAUCGCUAAUUUUUAAUUUAUCGCGAUUAACUAAAUGUCGCGUCCGUACAUUUUUUUUUCCGUUGAUUUAUCUCGUGGAUGAGAUCACGAUUCGGAAAUAUUCCAAGAGCACCGUCGACGUAGGAUUAACUGUCAAGCUGAACUGUUGCCGCGGCCGACCUUGAAGAUUAUACGAUUUAACGAGACCGCAAUCGCGAUGAUGACUGUCGAUUUUGACGAGCGGCCGUCCUCGCUAAAUUCGUCCCGAGUCUCGUUCUUUUUUUUUUCUCUCUCUCUUUUCCGCGAGAUGCGCGUCACAAUUAAGUAUCCCGUUCGCGGUUUUCGAGGCUGCGCGCGAAGGUGUCAGGGCCGGUUUCUCAACAACGCGACCUCAAGGUCUUAUUGGGUAAAUAAACACGGUUGGAAGAACGUUUUACGCCACCGGCCUAGAACGACCUGUCCUGUUGCCGGUGUGUGCACGGAUAUUGAAACAUCGAUAUAAAUAUUUGUCACGCGUCUACCUCGAUGGAAUAGUAGUGCAAUCGUUGAGCAAUCGCGAUUCACCGGCUUAAGUUGCACGCAAAAACGAUGGCACCAAAAAAUAAAGAAAAUAACGCCAAACGAAAAAAGCAGAUAGAGGAGGUAGGAGGAGACGAGGACUAUCGGAAGCGGCGGGAUCGGAAUAACCAGGCCGUAAAACGAUCCAGAGUAAAGAGUAAAUUACGCACGCAACAAACAUUAGAACGAGUAAAUCAGCUGAAAACGGAGAAUGAACUGUUGGAGGAGAAGAUUAAAAUGCUUACAAAGGAGCUAGGGUUUCUCAAGGAUCUCUUUCUUGCACAUGCAGGUUCCAGUCAACACUCUAUAAACAUUCAAGAUCUAGAUCUAAGUUCUCUUCUGGCCGAAGAUAAAUCUACGGUAGAUGUGCUAAAGACGACUACGGCCGAGCUGUAAACUGAUGCAAGCACCACGUGAAGAAAUCAGCGUGGUAUUGAAUUUGAAACAAGAGAAAGCAAGUGCUCGCUUAAUCGAAAGAGUAGUCAUCUUGGAAAGAUGUGCUCUUUAAACUUAUUGGAAAAUAUUUAAAACGCGAAAAGCGUUUUCUUGAAUGCGAGCCUUCCGGGUUGCAGCGUCGUCGAAAAUUAUCAUCGAUCAAAUUUAUAGUUUAUUGACAACUAAUAACAGCAAGAGAUAUGGCAAAAGUCGUCUUAUGAUAAAAUCGAGUACAAAAGUAUUCAUGCUGAUCAGUCAAUAGAGAUGUUACGAUCUUUGAUCUAAAUAGUACAAAAGAUGGACGAAUUAAGUACUAAUAUGUAUAUAUUAUACUUGACAUUGUAUCUUUGUAAUGUGUACCUUAGAAAAUGUGCUUUUAUCAUGUAUAGGUG
Camponotus floridanus (Florida carpenter ant) is the source of this 1785-nucleotide messenger RNA. RefSeq names its product CCAAT/enhancer-binding protein gamma (gene Irbp18). The coding region runs from base 989 to 1354 and encodes 121 amino acids. Gene Ontology annotation, molecular function: DNA-binding transcription factor activity, RNA polymerase II-specific; RNA polymerase II cis-regulatory region sequence-specific DNA binding. NCBI's taxonomy places the organism in Eukaryota, Metazoa, Arthropoda, Insecta, Hymenoptera, Formicidae. Gene Ontology annotation, biological process: regulation of transcription by RNA polymerase II; DNA-templated transcription. The record is from RefSeq and is a predicted model, not a curated record. The transcript has 4 exons.